This is a messenger RNA of Porites evermanni, 1590 nucleotides long. The record is from the annotation of a GenBank genome assembly. Lineage: Eukaryota; Metazoa; Cnidaria; Anthozoa; Scleractinia; Poritidae.
AUGGAUGUUUAUAGCUUCUAUCAAAGUCCUGACUUUGACCCUACAAUUCCUGUUUUUGUGUUACUAAAGGGUCAGCCAGCUAUAGACAGUGGUGGCGUAUUAUGGCAGGUAUUUAGUGAUGUUUUUUAUGCCAUGGCAAACAAUGAAGGAAUUAAGAAUGCUUUUAAUGGAGAUAAAAACAGUAAAGUACCUGCAUUCAGCAAUGAACUGGUUGUGAAUGGACUGUUUGAAGUGUUGGGUAAAAUGAUAGCUCACAGCCUCAUCCAGUCAGGUCCAGGAUUCCCAUACCUGUCUCCUACCAUUUACUGGUAUCUGGCAACUGGUGAUCUAAAGAUUGCCAUCCAGAAGGCGUGGAUGACAUUGAACUUGCCGAGUACAUCAAGAGGGUAAGUUUAUUGUUUGUUCUAUACAGUGAAACCUGUAUUAAGUGGACACCUGCAGGACCUUUGCUGGAGUCUGCUUAAUGAAAGGUUGUACAGAAAACAUGCGAAGAAACGUUUGAAAAAAAAAGAAAACAAAUAGACAAACCAUUCAUCUGCUUAAUACAGGUUUCACUACGCUUUGGCUCAGUUUUGUUCCUGGUUUAAAUUUUUGUUUCUCUUAAUUCUUGUUGACUGCCAUACAUUUACAUACAAUGGCAGUAGACAAUAGUAAUAGAAAGGGACAUUUGAAAUUAUCACUGAUAACCAUAUCCUAUACUUGCAGGUCACAGAAGCACCAGCAGAUAAGCUUAAUGUCAUUGCCUUUGAAUCUGGCUUUAUCAGAUUGUUAUCUGAAGCUGGAGAGAUUAGAAUACUUACAGUAAGUAGAAACCUAAUUUAUUAUGUAGUGACAAGUUAGAUAGGGCACAUUUAGUUAACACUACAAUAAAAUAUAGCCGUAUGUGUUUUCUGCUAAGUGCCACAUGGUAUAAAUAGAGGCAAAGAAAUUUAUAUUUUGCAGUUUGGAGGUCCGUUAAAUUGGUGGUUAACUGUGAAAAGAAGUAGUUUUGUUAAAACAUAGAAAAAUGCUGAUCGAUUCUGGUAGUCAAGUAGGGUGCCCUGCACCAUGCUUGUCACAAAUAAUUCAAGGAACAGGUUACAAUAUUAUUGUAACCUGUUGCUGUAAAUAAUUGACAGUAAUAAAACAAUAAUAUUAAAUAAUGUAUUCUUGCAGGCUGAUAACAAGCUCAAUGUCCGCCAGUCUCUAAUGCUUCACAACAUUCUAGUGAAGAAGAAGGCAAUUCUUGAUCAAUUUAGAAAGGGGCUGUCAAUCCUCGGUUUGUUAGAUGAAAUACAAAGAAAGCCGGAGAUGUUUGAAGAAUGCUUUGUCUACCAAGGAAUAGUAAGUAAUGAUUCUGUGGCCAGUAGCCUUCAUUUCCCAGCCUCUGAGGACAAGAAUGCUCAAAGGGUAUUCCAGUUGCUCCAGACAUUCUUCAAGAAUUGUAAUGCAGAUGGCCUCGAUGAUUUCCUGAGGUUCGUCACUGGUACAAGGUGCUCAGCAAAAAGCAUCCUUCCACGACGUAUAACAGUCUCUUGUGAGAGUACAAACAGCAUUUUUGCAUCAACCUGCUUGCUAGAGCUAAAGUUUCCAAACCAUUUCAGAAUUUGA